AUGCCUCAGUGUACAAUCAUUUAUCUAGUCUUACAGAAAGUCCUACAGAAGGUCCCACAGAAGGUCCCACAGAAAGUCCAACAGAAAGUCCAACAGAAGGUCCCACAGAAAGUCCAACAGAAGGUCCUACAGAAGGUUCUACAGAAAGUCCAACAGAAGGUCCUACAGAAAGUCCAACAGAAGGUCCUACAGAAAGUCCAACAGAAGGUCCUACAGAAGGUCCUACAGAAAGUCCAACAGAAGGUCCUACAGAAAGUCCAACAGAAGGUCCCACAGAAAGCCCUACAGAAAGUCCAACAGAAGGUCCCACAGGAAGUCCUACAGAAAGUCCAACAGAAGGUCCCACAGAAAGUCUUACAGAAAGUCCAACAGAAGGUCCCACAGAAAGUCCUACAGAAAGUCCAACAGAAGAUCCUACAGAAGGUUCUACAGAAUGUCCUACAGAAAGUCCAACAGAAGGUCCCACAGAAAGAGCUGUUAGCAUAA
Messenger RNA from Tachysurus vachellii, 486 nucleotides. Its product is annotated as cornifin alpha-like. Lineage: Eukaryota; Metazoa; Chordata; Actinopteri; Siluriformes; Bagridae. The record is from RefSeq and is a predicted model, not a curated record. The transcript is spliced from 2 exons. Bases 1 to 486 code for a protein of 161 amino acids.